GUGCAGCACAAUCAAUUCAAUUCAACAGAGGAAGAACAUGGAGAAAGAAGGGGAAGAAACAGAACAACCAUCAUCGAACCAGAGCAAGAAGAAGACACCCAUAGUAAUAGGGGUUCCAUCAUACCAGGAAGUCAUAGAGAGUUCACAAUCGAAAUCGACGCCACCUUCUCUCUUCACCCCUUCCCAGACUUUCUCCCAAGCCUUUUCUUUCCUCAAAUCCUCCGAAUUCUAUUCCCCUCCUCCCACCUCCAACGCACCCACCUCUGCCGCUGAAAUUUCCGGCCAAAGGCAAAUUGAGGAACCCAAUGUGCCUUCUUCUUCAGCUUCUGCUCCAGCGCAGCCGCAUCCGGCUGCUGUUGUUUCAUCGUCAUCGAGCUCGUCCAAGAAUCGCAAUGCUAUCCUGGUUAGCAACCGACAGAAAGGAAAUCCCUUGCUCAAACAUAUCAGAAAUGUCAGAUGGGAUUUUGCAGAUGUUGUUUGUGAUUACUUGCUUGGGCAGAAUUCAUGUGCUCUCUAUUUAAGUCUUAGGUAUCAUUUGUUGCAUCCAGACUACCUAUAUUACCGUAUAAGAGAACUACAGAAAAACUUCAAGCUUCGUGUUGUUUUGUGCCAUGUUGAUGUGGAGGAUGUUGUCAAGCCUUUGCUUGAAGUUACUAAAACUGCUCUGCUUCAUGAUUGCACCCUAUUUUGUGGUUGGAGCUUGGAGGAAUGUGCCCGCUACUUGGAGACCAUAAAAGUAUAUGAAAACAAACCUGCAGACCUGAUUCAAGGUCACAUGGAUACAGAUUAUUUAUCAAGGCUAAACCAUGCACUUACUACCAUUCGACAUGUCAACAAAACUGAUGUUGUCACCCUUGGUUCUACGUUUGGGUCGCUUUCCAGUAUAAUGGAUGCAUCCAUGGAAGAUUUAGCUCGUUGCCCUGGCAUCGGAGAGCGUAAGGUAAAACGCUUGUAUGAUACUUUUCAUGAACCCUUCAAGCGCAUAGUUUCUAGCCAACCAGCUGUUCCAGAAACUUCAGUUCAGAAAAAUGCUGAACCAUCCUCGGCAGGUGAAGUUGCAGAAGUUGAGAAGGAUGGAGAAGAUAUAAACAAACGCAGGAAGACAGAACCGGAAUUGAAUGUUAAAUCAGCCCUUAAAGCUGCUUUUGCCAAGUAUGCUCAAACAAAUGGUCAGAAGAACAAUAAGUCAACAGUUGCGAAGAAGGCAGUAGAACACAGUAUUGCCAUGAAACCUCAAGCUGAAAAUGGUGAAUCCAGUGAAAAGGCCGGAACUUGAUCCUUAGUUUUAUCCAUAACGUUUAACUCUUAACGAGCAGACCAACCAGGUUCAAUUGAAAUGUUUGAAGAAUUGUUGCUCUUUGGAAGGAGAACAAAUAGCAUCAAGGCCAGGCUUUGCUCUCGGAUAUGGUUUGAGGCUUCAAAUUACUAGCUUACCAAAUAUUAUGUCUUGUGAGAUCAACUUUGGGGAUUAGAGGUCCAUUGAGUCAAAGUGAAAUAGCCUUAUCUGUAUAUACUUUCUAGAAGUAAAAUUAGCCUUUAGAAGUAUUUUUUCUAGAAAACUGCCCCACCCAAACCUUGGCUUUGUCUUCUUUGCCCGAACUUCAGAUUUUUCUG
Rubroshorea leprosula is the source of this 1614-nucleotide messenger RNA. Lineage: Eukaryota; Viridiplantae; Streptophyta; Magnoliopsida; Malvales; Dipterocarpaceae. The record is from the annotation of a GenBank genome assembly.